AACUACUGAUCAUAAACUUUUCCUAAAAAAACCAAAAAUUUUCUCGGGCUCGGAGAAGGUAAAGAAAGGAAAACGCCGAAAUCCACGCUGACAUGCGCCGUACUCCCGACGAUUGUAAUUUGUAAUAAAAGGAGAUUGAGGUUCAGAAUUUGCAUUACCGUGCGCCACGCACCCCCACCACCACCAUCUCGUCAGUCGUCCCCGUUCAUCCGCACCAGAACUCAGAUUCAUCUGGAACUUUGGAAAAGACAAAGCCUUCUUUGGCCUUCAACGAGAAACUGACUGUUUCCCUUCUCCUCUUCCUCCUCUAACCCCUAUUCCCCCUUGCCGCUGCUGCAAGUCUGCGAAAGAAACUACUUUAGUUCCCGUCAUCCGAUCACCAUGAACGGCGAGCCAUCGGCUAUUCCGUUGCCGUUGUGACAAUGGUGGAUCUGAAUCCGUGGAUAGUCGCGCCUUUGCUGGUUGCCGUUGCUACCUGCCAUGGUGUCGCCGACUCGCCGGCCAUUGCUACAAAGCUAUGAAUCUGAGGUUCUGAACUGCAAAUAGAAAAAACUUUCUGAUUUUCUUAUCUUAAUCGAUGGAACAGCUUGUCAACUUCAUCAUUCGCCCUCCGAGGGAAUGAGAGAUAGUUCAACAACAACAGCAUAACAAUGGACGUCAAAUUAGCACUACCAGACUCUUACAGAUUAAAUGCAUCCAUUUGUAAUGGAUAUAAAAUCUCAAAAGUAGCUUUUGCUUUUUCUUUGCUCUUUGUAGAUGCCCUUCUUGUAGCUCUUAUCAUUGCCUAUGUCCCAUAUACAAAGAUAGAUUGGGAUGCUUAUUUGUCACAGGUUAGUGGGUUUCUUGAAGGAGAAAGAGAUUACCAGAACUUGAAGGGGGAUACAGGGCCUCUGGUUUAUCCAGCUGGUUUUCUCUAUGUGUACUCUGCCAUUCAGUUCGUUACUGGGGGGGAUGUCUACCCAGCACAGAUUCUCUUUGGUGUUCUCUACAUUGUUAAUUUGGGUAUUAUCUUAUUCAUAUAUAUGAAGACUGGUGUGCUUCCGUGCUGGGCUUUUUCCUUGCUCUGUUUGUCUAAAAGAGUCCACUCCAUUUUUGUGCUCCGGCUCUUCAAUGAUUGUUUUGCCAUGACCUUCCUUCAUGCUUCAUUGGCAUUAAUUCUUUACGAGAGAUGGCAUUUGGGGUUGAUGGUAUUCAGUGCAGCUGUUUCAAUAAAGAUGAAUGUGCUUCUUUACGCACCACCUCUAUUACUCCUCAUGCUAAAGGCUAUGAGUAUUUGCAGGGUGAUAAUGGCCUUGGCAGGUGCAGCGUUGGUUCAGAUUUUGUUGGGGUUGCCAUUUUUAUUAUCACAUCCAGUAGCAUAUAUCUCUAGAGCAUUCAAUCUUGGUCGUGUCUUCAUCCACUUCUGGUCUGUGAACUUCAAAUUCAUCCCUGAAUCAAUCUUUAUAUCAAAGGAGUUUGCGUUUUCCUUGCUGGUUGUUCAUCUUCUACUACUUACAGCAUUUGCUCAUUUUAGGUGGUGCAAGCAUGAGGGUGGACUUAUCCGUUUUUUGCGCUCUAGACUUGUCUCUAUGCCUCUAAGAAUUGCUACUUCCAAUCUUCUCACUAAUGAACAUAUUGCAACUACUAUGUUCGUUGGUAACUUCAUUGGAAUUGUAUGUGCCAGAUCAUUGCAUUAUCAAUUUUAUUCAUGGUACUUCUACAGCUUGCCUUUUUUACUGUGGAAAACAAAAUUUUCUACUCCACUACGGCUCAUUUUGUUCUUAGGCGUAGAGCUUUGCUGGAACAUAUAUCCUUCAAAUUUCUACUCUUCUUUUGUUCUGUUCUGCAUCCAUUUAACCAUACUGUGGGGUCUCUGGACCGCACCAAGUGAAUACCCCUAUUUGAAGAUCAAAUCAUCAAUUCAAAGAAAGGAGGAAUAAGAUUCAACUUGGAACCAUGUACGGGAGAAAGCAGCUCAAGAUGCUUUUUUGAGAAGUUGAAGCAGUGUUCUUUUCAUGACUCUCUUGUUAUUCUGCCCCUUGUAUAUUGAUAUUCUCCUUAUGUGCAACUAAUUUAUUGUUUUCUUGGGUAAGUCACCAACUAAUUUAAUGAUUAAAGUUUAAUUGCAUUGUCCGGUUGAUUGUGAAUGUUGAGUCAUCUUAUUUUAUAUAAUGGGUUCGACUAUAAAAGGUGACCAAUCAGGUGGUGUUCAUCAAAUUUAUGGUUGUUUUGAUGGGUCAAAUCUCUUCCGGUAUAAUAAAUUUUUCCAUUAUAUACAA
Nelumbo nucifera (sacred lotus) is the source of this 2258-nucleotide messenger RNA. NCBI's taxonomy places the organism in Eukaryota, Viridiplantae, Streptophyta, Magnoliopsida, Proteales, Nelumbonaceae. The record is from RefSeq and is a predicted model, not a curated record.